CAGUGUCCAUGAAAUGCGACCAAUCUUGACCUACCCCCACCACUGGAGUUGAGUCUCCUGGUCUCUAGUCUUUUUGGUGGAAACAUCUGAUCAUGGUGUAAAGAUACAAGGUGAAGCAAUCUGGUGGAUGCGCAGUGUCAACCAAUCGGAAGUGGCCCAAACUACCGAACUGACCAAUCAGAAAUUUGCCCCAACCAUCAAAUCAUUGCGGUUGAAUGCAAGAAGAACCAAUGAGCAAUUUGUCCCCAAAAAUUGAUUGCAUUGCGCAAUGUUUCACCUCGUAUCUUUAAACCAUGCAUCUGAUUAUAGGUUAGUGUCACAUGCCCGCCACAAUCUCGUUGUAAAGUUAAUUGUCGCCCUUAAACCCGUAAUCACGCUGGCAUUAUUUAAAAUUCUGUCUUUAGCACGAUCUCCGUGAAAUGGUUCGCGAUCCCGCGGACGAGACGCACAGGAAACCACGUCAACUCAGGAAUACGCCGCUUAACAAAUAUGUUCGACUCACAUCGCUCUUCAUAACCGUUUGGUACGCCGGAGUGAUGUACAUUUCCUGGAGAAGACAUUGCAACGAUCCCAAGGUGUUGGCUGAGUAUAAUAAACUGAAACAAGUCACCGAAGACGAGCGGUCUAUGCUACACGAUUAUGUUUCAUCUCCACUUUUGAGAGGCCCUAUCGAAAAGUUGUUGGAGAGACAGCGGGCUAAAGAAGCGGAGGCCGAGCUGAAGGAUACACAAGCUAAUGCUUAAACAUCAGAGCAUUUAAAGUACACCAAUUAUGGACGUUGAGGGGGACGGAUUCUGUAAGCCUGGUAGUACGGAGGGAAGGAAGUUGAGGUUAAGGCGAAAUGAUAAAGAAAGCAUAGAUAAUAAGGCUGCGCUCUUUGGCAAUCGCAAUAAUGAAAACAACAAGAAUGAUACCGCUUCUACGUCCCAAUCUCCGUGCGACGAUGACAGUAUAUUGAAUUUUAAAUCGCCAAAAAAAAUAUGUUCCGUGCAGUCGAAGGUUUCUUCUAAUAUACUUCGGGAUAAGGCCAAGAAGAAAGCACCGCACUGUAAACCUAAAAUUAUUAACAAUGAAAGGAAGUCCAAAAGCAAAAACUCAUUACAAAAUAAAAAGAUUCCUCGCGGGGUACAACAACCGUUGAUUGAAUCGUCUUUUUUCAAAUCUGAAAAGAAGGAAGUAGAAUCGCCGCAGAGCUCAACUGACGUGAAAACGGCUUACGUAUGCCCACUGUGUUUAAAAAGUUUUAAAGAUGAAAACUCGCAAACUGUACAUACGAAAAGUUGUGCUACGAAAAAUAAUGUGUCCACAAAGAAGUUGAUGGAUGCUGUGCAGCUGCAAGAACGGCAAGCCUCGGAAAGGAAGUUGUUGGGGCUACUCUCUGCUCCUUUGUUACAAGACAAGAAGCCUGCUGCACGUAAACCGGGAUCAUGCAAUGAUCCUGACCUCCAGCUUGCCUUAGCACUUUCCAAGUCUCUGUAUGAAAAGGAAGAGGUAGAAGAAUGGGAUGAAGCACAGAUCAUGGCAAUGUCCUCUAAUUCGUCCGUGCCAGAUAAUAACGUAGAAUGUCCUCAGAAAGCAACGUUGCAAAGUUUCGGGUUUAGUAGAAACACGUUACCAACAGAUAAUUUGCCUACCAAGAAAACUAAGAAAAGAAAGCUCACUGAACCAACUAUUUUGCAAAGACGCACGGCUGUAGAAAGGGAACGUAUUUUAACAGAGAGAAUAGCUGAGAUACUUAUGGGAUGUGAGGAUUUUACUCAAAGAUCCCAAGAAAAAACAGAAGAAUCGAAUAAGGAGAAACUUGUUCUAAAGAGUAAAUUACUUCAACAAUUACAUAAAAUUGAGAAUACAUUGUGGGAUAGGACAAAACUAAUUCUAAUUCAAGAUAUAUUUUAUGUAAAUCACUUGUCGCUUCAAAUACCGCCAAUAGAAAAGAAAGAACAGAACUUAGAUGAAGAGCAGAAUCUUAUGAAACGUAUGGAAAUGGACGGAAGAAGUAUAAAGAACGAUAGAUCUUUGGAUAAUGAACAAAUGCAGGAAAUGGAGGAAAUACAAACUGUGGAAAUGAAGGACAAUGAUGAAGCAUUGACGAUCCCUCCAAAUACAGUCAAUAUGUGUUGCAAGGAAAAGAAAUUUCUUGACAAUCUAGUAAUCAGUUGGAGAAACAUACUUAACGACAGUUCUGCAAGUGACAUUAUUGUGUUCGUGAAAAACGGCAGAUAUAUAUGGACGCAUAAAUUAGUUUUCUAUACGCGUUGCACAAAUAUUUUACUUGAUGUAGUUUCCAAUGAUACAGAAUUCUCUACUGCCAAAGAAAAGAUUUGCUGGCACGACACGGACUAUGAUGUUGCCUUAGCUUUUUUAGAAUUUGUUUAUUGUGGGAUAAUCGAUAGAUAUUCAAAGAUACUUGAUUCCGAGACAUCUUUAUCUGGUGUUCGAGUUUUAGGAAGAAAGUACAAAGUACAUGAUUUAUUUACUUAUUUGCGUCAAAAGGAAUGUAAACCUAAUGUAGCAGAAGUUAAACAUGAUUAUACUUGUGAAAAAGAUACAGAAAUUGGACAUCUAAAUGUAGAAAGGACUUUAAAUAUUCCGAACUUGGGUAAAUCUCCUAACGGAUCACCUAAUCGUACACAUGAUAUUGUGGGAAACAUUCAGUGCCCUCGAGAAACGCUAUUACAGGCGGAUGUCAAGGAUGAUUCUCUUGAAAAUGAUUAUACACUUGCAAAGAACUUGUGUCUGUUGCAAGACGAAAAAUCUGCUUUAAUGUCAGAUGAAAUAAAUUCCAGAAGUAAUACACCCACAAGAUCGGAAGCUAGUGCAUCUCCCGAUUUGUUUGAUGACACGCCUGUAACGAUACAUAGCGAUAAAUCCACAGUACAAUCUAAAGACCUCGACGAUUCUAAUAUUCACAUAUUACUGAAUUUGAUUAAACAAGAUGCGGACAAUGACAUCUGUAGUCAAAAAUCAUUGAAAACUCAGGACGCCGAAUAUUCGAAGUUCGACAAAGACGUACCUUCCUGUUCGAAAAAUGUAAUGGAAAUUGAUGCAGAAUCCGAAUCAAAUUCCUUGAAAUUUUCUACCGACGAUUUGUAUAAAGAUUCUUUAGUCGAUACUCCUCAAAGUAAAUCGAAAUAUAUCCAAGAUCGUUCUUCAGAAAUAAUAAAACAAAAAAGUAAUCUCACAUUAUUCAUCGAAAAAGUCCAGAAGGAAAACGCGAAAUUGGACACGGUACUAAAUUCGAACGUGGAAUGUCUUGCACAAACGUCUUCCAUAAGGCAGAUAAAUCCAUUUCAUGUAGAUAAACAUGAUGGUUUUGAUCGGCUACCUUACGACAAUGUUAAACAGUCAGUUGAUACAAAGGAAAGACCCGGUAGAUUAACUAUGAUAGAGCAGCAUAUGCGGUCAUUCGCUGAUAAAAAUCCAGAAUUUUAUUCCCGUCUUUCUAAUGAACAAGUAAGAGGUGUUAAGCAGACUAAUAGUUCGCCUACACAUUCUCUGUCUUCUAAGGAGAUAGUAAAAUCUUCCUAUAAUAAUGUAUUGAACGGUACACAAAGUUUUACUUCACCAGAUAAGAAACAUAUGAGCAUUAUGAAACAAGACACAACUGUGCCAGCAGAAUGUUCACAACACUCUGAAACAAUGAAGCAAUCGCUUAGCGAAACCUUUCUUGACAUGGAAACGAAUGAGGGAGAAAUUUCUAUGUAUUCUAAAUACAUGAGGGAUCACAAAGACAACAGCAUAGCAAAGUAUCGUUCAGCAAUCAGUAGAAAUAAAUCGGACAGUAAUCUGUAUCAUAAAAGUACGUCUUCUGAUUCGAUCAAUAAAGAUAAUAACAUUAGUGAGGAUGAGAAAGAUAAAAUUUUGGCUCAAAGUGUUUUGACACAAAAGGAUGCGGAUAUAAUUCUUUCGUCAGACACAGAUGUGGAAAGCAUAUCUUCCAAUGUUAGCCACAUUGUUUCAGAGAACGAUGACUCCGACCAUGAGGAUACCAUGUCUCAUUCUUUAAAACAGUCUAGAAAAAGGACAGAAGAUAGCAAAGUGGAUGUAGAAAAUGAAAACAGCAAUCGCUUGCUCGAAGUUGAGAAAUUUUCAAAAGCAAUGACAAAGGAAGGAAAGAAUAUUAAUAGUCCAACUAAAUCAAAUCAAGAUAAGUUAAAUACCACGGAGAUAACGUCUAUGACACAAAAAUCUGGAUUAAAUGAUGAUGAGAAACAGGAAUCUGUUCCAAGUCCGAUUAUGGUAUCCUCUAGCCCAGACUUUUCAAAGGAUGAAAGCUGCAGUCCGGUUUUAAAUAUGGGAAGCUCAUCUCAAAAUGAACACUGUACCGAAGAUGUAUCAGAAACAACUACUCACCAAUUAAGAAAAUCGGUUGAUGUUUCUUUUAAUUUUGAAGAUGAUAUAUAUCUUGCAAACGUCGAUAUUGAUAAAUACGAGAAACCACAUGUUUUGGAGAAGAGUCUAUCAUUUAACACGUUAAGUACGGCAGAAUUAAAAAAUAGUAAUGCACGCAAUACUAAAAACAAAAAUCGUGAAAGCAUCAAAGGUAAAGAUGUAGCAGCGGAUUAUCGUGGAAACUUAGAUAACAAUGUUACAGUUUUGACUCAAAAUUUUACAAGCAUUAAGAAAUUUCAAAGAAAAUCUUUGUCGGAGGGGCAGAUUAAUACAAAUAGGUUAAGUAAUCAGGGGGCUACAUCUACAAGUGUAGCCUUGCAAUUUCAAUGCAAUUACGUUCAUAACAUUGGCAAUGCACAAACGCCUAAAGUAACUGAUAAAGAUGUUACACCUCCGCCUGAUUACAACAAUAUGGGCACUCCUGAAUUACACAGAGAAAUGAAGAAAUAUGGACUAAAGGUACAAAAGCGUAACAGAGCUGUGAAACUGUUAACGCAUAUUUAUAACGAACUCCAUCCUUUAGUGCCUGAGAAAAUGGUAGGACAGCAAAUUACUGAAAUUUCGAGUGAUGAAGACGAGGGUCCACCAACGAAAAAACGAAACGUGAAUGAUAACAGUUUGGAAAAAUCGAGUGAUGCCGAAGACAGUGAUAAUGAAUUGCCUUGUUCUCAAGAUAGCAACGAUAGUGUAAGUUCUGCAAAAGAAACAAUUAACAAAGAAAUGCAGUUUUACGAAACUGCGUCAUCUGCAACACUGGAGAAUUCUCCAGGUUCCCCUCAUUCAUCGGACAUCACAGAAGCCUUUAUGAGAUUAAUCAAUAUUGAUAAAGAUUUACAUAAUAAAAUAUUACAGUACGAACCUGUGGAUAUUGAACAGUUGCGUUCUACGUUAAAAACACAUGGGUUUAAAUGUAAGCUCUCUAAUCUUAUGAGCUUUCUAGAUCAACAGUGUAUUACAUUUUAUACCUCGGAACAGAGCGCUAAGGGCAGGACUCGCAGGAAAACAUAGUUCUACAAAAAUGAAAUAUAUCUGAGAACACCUAGAUUUAUAAGUUCUUUACAAUUUGUAAUAAAAUAUAUAGACAUACAUGAAUAUCUGUAAUUAAACAUUAACACAAUGGAUGAUAUAUUUGGGACGGAAAAAUUUUAAUUAACGUGAUUCAGAACGUAUGUUCAAUAAUAAAAUGUUAUUUGUACAGA
Messenger RNA from Vollenhovia emeryi, 5591 nucleotides. RefSeq lists its product as uncharacterized. Gene Ontology annotation, cellular component: nucleus; Slx1-Slx4 complex. The coding region runs from base 772 to 5400 and encodes 1542 amino acids. Gene Ontology annotation, molecular function: enzyme binding. The transcript has 10 exons. Gene Ontology annotation, biological process: DNA replication; interstrand cross-link repair; resolution of meiotic recombination intermediates. Lineage: Eukaryota; Metazoa; Arthropoda; Insecta; Hymenoptera; Formicidae. The record is from RefSeq and is a predicted model, not a curated record.